AGAAAAUCUCUCUCUGUGUGGUCAUUAUAUAGUUCCAUCAGGGGGAAAUAGUGAGGAAGCUAAGAAGAGUAAUGGGCAGUGCAGCCACAGAUAAGCUACUUCCAGAGUCAGGAAAGGAAGAGGAGGAAGAGGAAGAGAAGCAGCUAGGGAAGAGAUUGUGGGUAGAAUCAAAGAAACUAUGGAUAGUAGCAGGACCUGCCACCUUGACCAGAGCAUCAAUGUUUGGGGUGUUUAUUAUAUCACAAGCCUUCACCGGUCACCUUGGAAACACUGAAAUGGCCGCUCUCUCGGUGGUUUUCCAACUACUCACCCGUUUCUCCAUUGGAAUACUGAUGGGAAUGUCCAGUGGACUAGAGACUCUAUGUGGCCAAGCAUAUGGAGCAAAACAGUAUCACAUGUUGGGUAUAUAUUUGCAGAGAUCGUGGUUGGUUGAAACAGCAGUCUUCCUACUCCUUAUCCCUAUUUUCAUCUUUAGUGCUCCAAUUUUCAGAUUACUUGGACAAACAGAAGAGAUAUCACUAAUGGCAAACGUCAUUUCCCUUUGGUACAUUCCCAUAAUCUUCUCCUAUGUCUUCCUUUACACACUCCAAAUGUACCUUCAAACCCAGAGCAAGAACAUGAUCAUUACAUGGUUAUCAGCCGUCACUCUAAUCCUUCACGGUUUCUGCUCUUGGAUCUUAGUAGAUAAGUUGGGUUUGGGCAUCCCAGGCGUUAUGAUCUCUAUGAAUAUCGCGAGUUGGGUUCCGAUAGUAGGUCAGUUAAUCUUCGUUUUCUACGGCGGUUGUCCACAAACUUGGACUGGAUUCUCUCUGCAUGCAUUUGCAGAGUUAUGGCCGGUGUUCAAGUUAUCAAUUUCAUCAGGUGUAAUGCUUUGCUUAGAGUUAUGGUACAACUCAAUGUUAAUUCUGUUCACCGGGCACACCCAAGAUGCUCAGAUUAUAAUUGACGCUCUCUCCAUCUGUCUUAAUAUCAAUGGUUGGGAGUUGAUGUUUUCGUUUGGCUUUCUAGCGGCUGCCAGUGUUCGGGUCAGCAACGAGCUUGGAAGAGGAAGUGCAAAAGCAGCAAUUUUCGCAAUCAAAGUGGUUGUAGCAACUUCUAUAACGGUUGAGGCUGUGCUGUGGAUCUUAGUGUUGGCCUUCAGACAUAUAGUUUCCUAUAUAUUUUCGAGUAGUGUGGAGGUAGCUGAUGAAUUUUCGGACCUCUCCCUCUUGUUGGCUUUUACACUCAUAUUGAACAGCAUCCAACCUGUUCUCUCUGGUGUGGCUGUUGGUGCUGGAUGGCAAGUCAUUGUAGCAUAUGUCAACAUCAUUUGCUAUUAUUGCAUAGGACUUCCUAUUGGGCUGUUGCUUUAUUAUGUGGGCCAUCUUGAUGUGAAGGGAAUAUGGAUAGGAAUGAUUAUUGGCACUUUCAUUCAAACGUUCGUCCUUCUUUAUUAUGUUUACAAAACAGAUUGGGAUAAGCAGGUAGCUAUAGCAAAGGAAAGGGUGAAUAGGUGGGUCCUCCCAGCUCCAGAUGAGAAGGAGAACGAUUCCUCAAUUUAGCAAAAAAAAUUUAUUCACAAAAAAUUAGCAAAUUGAUGCUAAUUAUUAAGGAAAAAAAAUGUGUGUACUUCUUCAUAGAUGAUUUACACAUCUUUGAGAUCACUUUUUUUUCCGAUGUUGUAGACCUAUUGUAUGAAGGUUUUGAAAUUUCCGGUGAAUUGAUUUGGGUGAUACAUUUUUUUUUUU
This is a messenger RNA of Macadamia integrifolia, 1727 nucleotides long. RefSeq names its product protein DETOXIFICATION 20-like. Gene Ontology annotation, molecular function: antiporter activity; xenobiotic transmembrane transporter activity. Gene Ontology annotation, biological process: xenobiotic detoxification by transmembrane export across the plasma membrane. The record is from RefSeq and is a predicted model, not a curated record. Bases 72 to 1541 code for a protein of 489 amino acids. The transcript is spliced from 8 exons. Lineage: Eukaryota; Viridiplantae; Streptophyta; Magnoliopsida; Proteales; Proteaceae. Gene Ontology annotation, cellular component: membrane.